CCAAUCCAAGUCGAACUCUUUGACAACUCUAUUAUACUCCUCUGUACUCCCUUCCCUUAACUUGCCCUCGCCAAUCUCGUUAAUACCCAUUAUAUCCCAAUCUCCCAUCGAAAACCCAACUAUCAAGGCAGAGAGGGAAGAAACCCAGACGUUCUUUCUCUUCCCCAAUUCUUCACACCCACACACACCGCCAUUAUCUCCGUCGUUUUACCGGAGAGCUAAUUCUUGUUUCCGGCACCAGUCGUUGAUCGGAGGGUCAAUCUUUCCCCAAUCAUGACCAUGUUGAAUCCGCAACCUUUAGAUCAGGAAGAAGAGGAGAUGCUGGUGCCACACUCUGAUUUAGUUGAAGGGCCUCAACCGCUUGUAGAAGGUCCCCAGCCCAUGGAAGUCACACCAGCAGAGAAUGCUACAGUGGAAAAUCAAGCUGUGGAUGAGCCUCAGCUUUCACGCUAUACAUGGAGAAUUGAUAAUUUUUCCAGGCUGAAUGUGAAGAAGCUGUAUUCUGACCCUUUUACUGUUGGUGGUUACAAAUGGCGAGUGCUCAUAUUUCCUAAAGGAAACAAUGUGGAUUGCUUGUCUAUGUACUUGGAUGUGGCAGAAUCAGUUAGUCUGCCAUAUGGGUGGUGUAGAUAUGCCCAGUUUAGCUUGGCUGUUGUGAAUCAACUAAAUCCCAAGUAUACCGUCAAAAAGGAAACACAACACCAGUUUAACCAAAGAGAGAGUGAUUGGGGGUUUACAUCUUUCAUGCAUCUCAAUGAGAUCUAUGACCCUAGCAAGGGUUAUCUUGUGAAUGAUUCAAUCGUGAUUGAAGCUGAUGUUGUAGUGCGGAAGGUGAUUGAUUAUUGGACAUAUGACUCCAAAAAGGAGACUGGUUAUGUUGGGCUCAAGAACCAGGGAGCAACUUGUUAUAUGAACUCUCUUCUUCAAACUCUAUAUCAUAUUCCUUACUUCCGUAAGGCUGUUUAUCACAUGCCAACUACAGAGAAUGAUAUGCCCUCUGGAAGCAUUCCUUUGGCUCUGCAGAGUUUAUUUUAUAAGCUUCAGUAUAGUGACACUAGUGUAGCAACAAAAGAAUUGACAAAAUCAUUUGGAUGGGACACAUAUGAUUCUUUCAUGCAGCAUGAUGUCCAAGAACUCAAUAGAGUGUUGUGUGAAAAGCUUGAAGAUAAGAUGAAGGGUACAGUUGUGGAAGGGACAAUACAAAAGUUAUUUGAAGGGCAUCAUAUGAAUUACAUUGAGUGCAUAAAUGUGGACUUUAAAUCCACAAGAAAAGAAUCAUUUUAUGAUCUUCAGCUUGAUGUCAAGGGGUGUCGUGAUGUAUACGCUUCUUUUGACAAAUAUGUUGAAGUGGAACGACUUGAGGGUGAUAACAAAUACCAUGCUGAAGAACAUGGUUUGCAGGAUGCUAAGAAGGGCGUAUUGUUCAUCGAUUUCCCCCCAGUUCUACAACUUCAGUUAAAGCGUUUUGAAUAUGAUUUCAUGCGAGAUACUAUGGUUAAGAUAAAUGACCGCUAUGAAUUUCCUCUAGAGCUUGAUCUUGAUAGAGAGAAUGGUAAAUAUUUGUCACCUGAUGCUGAUAGGAGUGUUCGCAACCUCUAUACGCUUCAUAGUGUGUUGGUUCAUAGUGGUGGUGUGCAUGGUGGACACUAUUAUGCUUUCAUCAGGCCUACACUAUCUGAUCAAUGGUACAAAUUUGAUGAUGAACGAGUCACCAAGGAAGACUUGAAGAGAGCCUUAGAAGAACAGUAUGGUGGAGAGGAAGAGUUACCCCAGACAAAUCCCGGGUUCAACAACACUCCAUUCAAGUUUACAAAAUACUCAAAUGCUUACAUGCUUGUUUAUAUACGUGAAAGUGACAAGGACAAGAUAAUCUGUGAUGUUGAUGAGAAGGAUAUUGCAGAACAUCUUAGGAUAAGGUUGAAGAAAGAACAAGAAGAAAAGGAAGAUAAGAGAAGAUAUAAGGCUCAAGCCCACCUGUAUACUAUUAUCAAGGUUGCCCGUGAUGUGGAUCUUAGAGAACAGAUAGGGAAGGAGAUCUAUUUUGAUCUUAUUGAUCAUGAAAAGGUUCAUAGCUUCCGAAUUCAGAAACAGACACCGUUUAACCUUUUCAAGGAGGAAGUUGCCAAGGAGUUUGGCAUACCUGUACAGUUUCAACGUUUUUGGAUUUGGGCAAAGCGGCAAAAUCACACUUAUCGUCCCAAUCGCCCAUUGACUCAACAAGAGGAAUUGCAAACAGUGGGGCAGUUGAGAGAAGUCUCUAACAAGACCAAUGCUGCAGACCUGAAAUUAUUUUUGGAAGUGGAGUAUGGACCGGAUCUACAACCUAUGCCUCUACCUGAAAAAAGCAAAGAAGACAUACUUCUUUUCUUCAAGCUCUAUGAUCCUGAAAAAGAAGAAUUCCGGUUUGUUGGUCGGUUUUUUGUGAAGAGUUCUAAUAAACCAAUCGAAAUAGUGGCAAAACUGAAUGAUCUGGCUGGAUUUGAUCCUGAUCAAGAAAUUGAUCUUUUUGAGGAAAUUAAAUUUGAGCCAACUGUCAUGUGUGAACGUCUUGAUAAAAGGGCUUCAUUUCGCUUCAGCCAGAUCGAAGAUGGUGAUAUUAUAUGCUUUCAAAAGCGAUCUAGCACUGAGGUUGAGCACUUCAGAUAUCCGCUCGUCCCUGCUUUUCUGGAAUAUGUAAAAAAUCGCCAGGUUGUGCAUUUUCGGUCUCUUGAAAAACCAAAGGAGGAUGAUUUUUGUUUGGAGUUAGCAAAAAAUCACACUUACGAUGAUGUUGUUGAGAGAGUGGCUCAGCACCUUGGUUUGGAUGAUCCAUCCAAAAUUAGGCUUACUCCUCACAAUUGCUAUUCUCAGCAACCCAAGCCUAAUCCUAUCAAAUUUAGAGGAGUUGAUCAUUUGGUGGACAUGCUUAUCCACUACAACCAGAUUUCUGAUAUAUUAUAUUAUGAAGUUCUUGACAUUCCACUGCCAGAGCUACAAUGUCUUAAAACACUGAAAGUUGCAUUUCAUCAGGCCCUAAAGGACGAGGUAGUAAUUAUCAAUGUUAGGUUGCCCAAACAGAGUACGGUUGGUGACGUGCUUAAUGAUAUUAAAACAAAGGUCGAGCUGUCUCAUUCAAAUGCCGAACUUAGAUUGCUUGAAGUCUUCUAUCACAAGAUAUAUAAGAUCUUCCCAUCCAAUGAAAAAAUUGAGAAUAUAAAUGAUCAGUAUUGGACAUUACGUGCGGAAGAGAUACCAGAAGAAGAAAAAAACAUUGGUCCCCAUGAUCGCUUAAUUCAUGUUUACCAUUUCACCAAAGAGACAUCUCAGAAUCAAUUGCAAGUUCAAAACUUCGGAGAACCUUUCUUUUUGGUUAUUCACGAAGCCGAAACUUUAGCAGAUAUUAAAGCUCGCAUUCAAAAAAAAUUGCAUGUUCCUGAGGAGGAAUUCUCCAAGUGGAAGUUUGCAUUUUUGUCACUGGGACGCCCAGAAUAUCUUCAGGAUUCUGACAUUGUUUCCAGUCGUUUUCAGAGACGAGAUGUGUAUGGUGCUUGGGAACAGUACCUUGGUCUUGAGCACUCUGAUAAUACACCAAAGAGAACUUAUGCUGCUAGUCAGAAUCGCCACACAUAUGAAAAGCCGGUUAAGAUAUACAAUUAGAGACUCAUUUGAAAGCAGCUCCAGGGACUCUCGUGUGACAAUUCCAGGAGCUCAGCGACAUGUAUUGGGAAACUUGAGGCAGCAGGGGAACAGAAGAGGAGCCGUUUGCAGUAGUACUUUACUAGUUUCCCAUUUCUGUUUUUUUUCUUCUUUUCAUUGUAACAUUCUUCAUUCACUCUCUUUCUUUCUAGUGUUAUUCUCAACCGACGACUGUCCCCACUAGCUAGCUCACUUUGUGUUGCGUUGAUAGGCCUUUACAUGAAUCAUUGGCGCGACGACGGGGAGCCUGGUUUCCCUCCUGCAUGCAUGCAUGUAUCCCUCGUCAUAUGACCGUUUUUUUUUCUUCCUGCGUUUCAGUGUGUGUAUUCUUUGCAGCUGGUUGGUGGAUCUGCUGUAGAGAGAGUGAUGUGAUGAUGCCUUUGCAUUGUAGUUUGUUGGUUCCUAGUCUUGUGCGCAUAGAGAGAGAUUUUGGUAGCAGCAAGCAAGAAUGUAUAGUAGUAUAAAAUUAUAAUUAUAUAUACAUAGUUGUUGCUUGGACUCGUUCUGGUGAACGCCCAUGUUUUCAGGUUUUGAAUUUCCCACUCUUGUUUUCCAAU
Cuscuta campestris is the source of this 4232-nucleotide messenger RNA. The record is from the annotation of a GenBank genome assembly. NCBI's taxonomy places the organism in Eukaryota, Viridiplantae, Streptophyta, Magnoliopsida, Solanales, Convolvulaceae.